Messenger RNA from Microthlaspi erraticum, 345 nucleotides. NCBI's taxonomy places the organism in Eukaryota, Viridiplantae, Streptophyta, Magnoliopsida, Brassicales, Brassicaceae. The record is from the annotation of a GenBank genome assembly.
AUGGGAAGUGGAAUGCUAAUGACAAUGGUUAUAGCAGUAGCUUUCUUCAUGAUCGGUUCCGACAACGUCCGCGUGGCGACAGCUCAGGUAUGUGGAGCUAACUUGUCGGGACUGAUGAAUGAGUAUCAACGGUACGUCAGCAACGCCGGACCAAAUUCUCCGCCACCGUCUCGCUCUUGUUGUGCUCUGAUCCGUCCAAUCGACGUACCUUGUGCUUGCCGUUACGUUUCAAGAGAUGUUACGAACUAUAUUGAUAUGGACAAAGUGGUUUACGUUGCUCGCUCUUGCGGCAAGAAGAUUCCCUCCGGUUAUAAAUGUGGAAGUUACACCAUUCCGGCUGCUUAA